AUGCUCUGUCCAAACAGUAAUAAUUGCCAACAGUUGCAAGAUGAAGAACAUUUAAAUUCAUUUACACAUUUAGGUAUUAAAGAUAUACGUUUAUUGUGUAACCAUUCUGAUACAGAAUGCAAACAGACAAGAGAUUUAAAGCAUUUAGCAAGAUAUCGUCAUAACAUAAAACAAGAUUAUUUAGGUGUUGCAAAAUUUUUUGAUUUAAAUAAAAAUAUAAAUUUUGCUCAAAAUUAUCAAAAUAUAUUGCAAACCAUGAAAACUCCAAAAAUAUUUGAAUCCAUCUUACUUCAUGGUCAUGUCAUGGGCCGAUCGUAUAUGGAAAAAUUGAAACUACCAGAAUUUGUUACACAUACGUCUAUACAACACAGUCGAAUUAGAAAAGUAUUAGAUCAGGAAAGUAUUCCAGCAAUACAAAAACAAGUUAAGGAGUAUAUUAAAGCCAUAGUUGAAAUAGAAUUUCAAAAAGAAAAUAUUCGUACAACAGAUGAUAAACAAGAGCCACGGUAUGAUCGUAAUCAACAAGAAAACUUAUUAUUAAUACCAAAGAUGGAACAUGCUUUGACGUCUUUCUUUUCCAACAAUGAUAUCGCAGCAAUUAAACGUAAAACACUUGAAAUAGUCAAAGAUUCAAUAAAAUUACAUCAAAGUCCAACGGGAAUUGGAUAUGAAGCAGAUGAAGCAUUAGAAACAAAUAAACAUGUAUUCAGUAUUUUGGGGCCGCAUACAGGAUGGUAUUAUGGUGAUAUUGUUAUUGUAUUUAAACCUGAAUUAUUGUUACAUCCAGAUUUUAAUUUUACAAUGCAAGCUGGAACAGGUUUUGUAAGUCGUAACGUUUAUAAAUUGCGCCCAUGGUUGAGUGAUCCAGGCACUGAUGCUGGUCACAUCAAUCAUUUUCAUUCAACAAAAAUGCAUUGCGCAUUAGAUGAUUAUGAAUAUGUUACAGGAUUAGAAUUGAUGGCAUUAGCUGGUAGAGACAAGAAAACAAUGAAUGUUGAUUUAAAUGAUAUAAUACAAUAUUAUAAAUCAUGCGAUUCACAUCAAGUUAUUGAAGGACAUUUGCCACAACUGAUACCAUUAUCCUAUGUUGAACAAGUAUUUAUGCCAAAAAAUGUCUUUGAUUCAUUGAAUAAAGAUGCACAAAAUUCACAAAAUCAUGUAUUUAAAAACCGAGUAAUGAUAACGAAUGAUAUUGUUGAUUUAAAUGCACCUAAUCAAUUCGGUCCACCAGAUACAACACGAACAAACUAUCAUGACUACAUCUUUCAACAAUUGUUAAAAAAAACUAACAUACGGGCAAGAAAUGUUCCCAAUGAUAAUAGUAAUACAAACCCAAAAGCCACAGCAAAUAAUAAAAAAUUAUCUAAUGAUACAGUCUAUAUAUAUUUUAAAAUAAAAGAUGGUGAUUUUAUGUUGAUUCUGACAAAUGAACGAAUUAAUAGUGAACAAGUACAAUCAAAUCUGAAAUAUUUAACAUGUUACGUAUCACCAAUGCCAUCAACAAAUGUAUCCGGAUCCGAUGAAUAUUAUGAAACAAAUUCGUAUAUCAAUAAUAUGCCACCUUUAACCCAUGAAGGCGUCUUACAAAAGAAAAGUUUUCUGGCAACAUCAAACCAUUUUCACAAAGGUUGUAAUACAGACGAUUACAUUCAAUAUUGUUUAACAAUUCAAUAUCAUACAGGACGCGUAUCACUUGCUCAUGCUGGUGUCAAUGGCAUCUACAGUCAUUCACCAUUAGAACAUAAAUUUAGUAGACAAAAUUUAGAUCUCAGAAUAUUACAAUAUAUUCAAAUUCAAUCGUUUUCACAAACAAUAUCAAUACAAAAUGUUUUCAUUAAAUUUGAACAAUUACAACAUUUACAUCUAACAAUGGAUAAACAAUUUAAAAUGGAAGUCAAUCCUGACGAAGAUGAGUCAGAUUCUGAACAACCAUAUGGAAAAAACAAAAAAAAUCAAUCUAAGGCAAUCAAAGAAUUAACUAAGCCUGUCGUAAAACUAGUAGCAGCACCAGCAGGAAUUAAUUUACAACGCAUGGAUGGAAGUAAACAGAAGCCCGGGUUUUUUCACCGAAUAUGGAAACGUCUAUUUGGAAGUAAAGCCGAUCAACAACAAUAUGCUCAGCCGCACGAGCAGUACACUCACCCCUUACAACAACAGUAUCAACCUCAUCGGCAGCAGCAGCAACAUCAACAAGGACAACAGAGAAAGCCAGAUUCAUCCGAUGAGCAAAAACCGGAACAAGAAAAGCAAUCUCAGAAUCCAGUCUGUCGACAUUCAAUUCAUUGUUUAGUACAAUAUUCACGAAAUGAAGCUGAAGAACAUAAUAAUAAAUAUACACAUCCAUGUCGUUUUUCAGAAAUAUGUCGCGAGAGAGCCGAUCGAAAACAUAGUUUACAAUUUACACAUGAUGAACAUAAAGUUCCUACAUGUCGACAUGAUCAACAAUGUACACAAAAACACGAUCCUCUGCAUCGUUAUGAAUUCCGGCAUACGGGCUUACCAGAUUUAUUACGACCAUGCAAAUAUCAAACAAAAUGUCGACAAAAAUCAUCAGAAGAACAUACAAUUAGUUUUUUUCACGGUGAAAAUAUUCCUUUGACAACAGGUCAUACAUCUGGAUCCAGAAAUAAUGAUUAA
This is a messenger RNA of Didymodactylos carnosus, 2637 nucleotides long. NCBI's taxonomy places the organism in Eukaryota, Metazoa, Rotifera, Eurotatoria, Philodinida, Philodinidae. The record is from the annotation of a GenBank genome assembly.